UCGGGUUGAGAUUUUUAACUUUUUUCUAUCCAGAGAGUUAAGAUCAAAAUAAAAAUCCAAGGAGUAAGGUUUCUGGCUGUAUUCAUUAUGCAUUUGCCCCACCCGGAAGCCAAAUUUUAAAAUCCACUUUUUUGCAAUAUUGGAUUCCUAAACUCCAUCCGCGCCUCCCAAAAGGAUCUCCCGAGGAUUGGCUGCGAAUUAGAUCAGGAAUUAAACAAUAGAAGACAUGAGCUAUUGGAGCAGACAGACUGCGCUUCUAGGGCACACUGUGUUCUAUUCAAUAAAAUUUAUGAUUUCUCAGCCUUGGAAAAGUUUUCUGGACUUCAACUCCCAGAAUCCCCCACCCAACAUCUGGCUGGGGAAUUUUGGGAGUUGAAGUCCACAUAUCUUAAAUUGCCAGUUUUGUGAUAUGCUGGUGUGAUUCCUUGCAACUGGGACAUAUUUGUCAUGUCUCCUCUCUUUAUAGAUUUGUUUUAUCCCACCUUUAUUAUAUUUAUAAACAAUUCAAGGUAGUGAAGCUGCAUAACAUUUCUUCCUCCUCCUAUUUUUCCCACAACCACUGAGCUGAGAGAGAAAGAGGGAUCGGGCUAAAGUUUCCGAGCCAGUUUUCAUGCCUAAAGCCGGACUUAUUAAGUAUUAUUAACAAUUAAUACUUAAUAAAGCAGUUUCUUUCCAUCCCUGUAAAUGAAACCAACCUCCGCCAUCAAUGACCUGCAUUCCAAUAAAUGCUCAGCUUGAAAAAAAUAAUUCUUUUUAAAGGUUUAAAGUUUCAUCAGUAACAGAUUGAGGAAGGAGAGAUGGAAUAUAUUAAAUAAAUCAAAUUCCCCUAAAGUCACACUUAUGGAAAGAAGAAGGAAAAUCUUCAAGCCACCCUGAAUCACCGCUGGGAAGAUCCCUCUCUUCCAAACGGACAGACAAAAUGCGACACGGUGGGGGUAGCAAUCCAGAAUUCGAUCCAGGAGAGGCAUCGGUUGGAAGAGGAGAAAAGAGAGGAUUCUCUCUUCCGAAUGGAAAACUUCUCCCUCUCGCCCUUCCUGACCCCUUCCACUCGGGAGCCCGAGAAGCUCACUCCUUCAGCCCCGGAUCCCUCCCAGGGCAUCGAAAGGAUCCUGUAUCUUCUCUCCAUCGCGGUCUACGGGCUGGCCUGUCUCCUUGGCGUGACCGGGAACGGCCUGGUCAUCUGGAUCGCCGGCUUCAAGAUGGAAAAGACGGUGAACGUGGUGUGGUUCCUCAACCUGGCGCUGGCCGACUUCGUCUUCACCUUCUUCCUGCCGCUGAGCAUCACCUACACGGCGCUGGGAUUCCACUGGCCCUUCGGACGUUUCCUCUGCAAGCUCAACAGCAGCCUGGCCUUCCUCAAUAUGUUCGCCAGCGUCUUCCUCUUGACUGUCAUCAGCCUGGACCGCUGCCUCUUGGUGGUCCUGCCGGUGUGGUCCAGGAAUCACCGGACACCCCGGCUGGCCUGGGCCAUCGCGCUGGUGACCUGGGGGGCCGCCUUGCUCAUCAGCUCCCCGUAUUUCCUCUUCCGAGACACGGCCCUGAGUGCGAGGAACGUCACCAGCUGCUACAACAACUUUGCCCUCUCCAGCAACUACACCAGCGAGGAAAGCCGGAGCCUGUGGAGGAAAAGGCACAGAGCCAUGAUCCUGGCCAGGUUCGUCUUUGGCUUCCUCCUGCCCUUCACGGUGAUCGCCGUCUGUCAUGGUGUGGUGGCUUUCCAGGUGCAGCGCAGGCGCCUUGCCAAGUCGCCCAAGCCUUUGCGGAUCAUCGCGGCCGUGACGGCCUGCUUCUUCCUCUGCUACUCGCCCUACCACGUCCUCUCCCUGCUGGAGAUGUCCAAGACCUCUGGCAGCCCGGCGGUCAAGAGGGCGCUGCACCUGGGCGUCCCGCUGGCAUCCAGCCUGGCCUUCUUCAACAGCUGCCUCAACCCGCUUCUCUACGUCUUCGUGGGGCAGAAGAGCUUCCGGCGGUCCGUGCGGGAGGCUUUUGAGGGGGCCUUCGGGGAGGACGCCCUCCUGUCCUUGUCCAGCAAGAGGAAGUCCCGGGCUGCCUCCCAAACAGAGAUCCGGAUGGCUUAGCUGAGAAAGCAGGUUUAAGAGAUGAUGUGGAUGAAGAAGGAAGGGGCCGCUUUGGUUUCUGUUUUGUACUUUAGGGUCUGGCAAUGGCCAACUGGACCCAGUUGUUCUUGGGGGUCAAAGAUCUGAAUUGACCAG
Ahaetulla prasina is the source of this 2213-nucleotide messenger RNA. Its product is annotated as chemerin-like receptor 1. Gene Ontology annotation, molecular function: N-formyl peptide receptor activity; complement receptor activity. The record is from RefSeq and is a predicted model, not a curated record. The transcript has 2 exons. Gene Ontology annotation, biological process: phospholipase C-activating G protein-coupled receptor signaling pathway; complement receptor mediated signaling pathway; positive regulation of cytosolic calcium ion concentration. NCBI's taxonomy places the organism in Eukaryota, Metazoa, Chordata, Lepidosauria, Squamata, Colubridae. Gene Ontology annotation, cellular component: plasma membrane. Bases 1008 to 2078 code for a protein of 356 amino acids.